AACCUUGUCUUGAUGUCUAGUCUCUCUGUUGGGGUGCACACGGAUUGACCACUCCUUUGGGCUUUUCUUUUUACAUCAGAUACUAGGGAGGGAAAGCUAAUCCACAAACAUGACUGACGCGCAACAAGAGGCCCGCUCCUAUCUGAGCGAGGAAAUGCUGUCUGAGUUCAAAGCCGCUUUCGACCUGUUCGACACCGACGGUGGCGGUGAUAUCAGCACCAAGGAGUUGGGUACCGUGAUGAGAAUGCUGGGCCAGAAUCCGACAAGAGAGGAGCUGGAUGAAAUCAUCGAGGAGGUCGAUGAGGAUGGUAGCGGUACCAUCGACUUCGAGGAGUUCUUGGUCAUGAUGGUGAGGCUGCUUAAGGAGGACCAGGCCGGCAAGAGCGAGGAAGAGUUGGCAGAGUGCUUCCGUGUGUUCGAUAAGAACGGCGACGGCUACGUCGACAGAGAGGAGUUCGCCCAGAUCAUCCGCAGCAGCGGGGAGGCCAUCUCAGAGGAGGAGAUUGAUGAGCUGAUGAAGGAUGGAGACAAGAACAACGACGGCAUGCUGGACUUUGACGAAUUCCUCAAGAUGAUGGAGAAUGUGCAGUAAAACAAGUAGGACUCAUGGACAUUCCUCCAACCUCCUGUGAAAACCUAUUCUGAAUAAAUCCGCACCAUCGCUCAACCCUUCCUCUAUUUCACCCGACCCGCAAAAUAAGCGCCCGACGACACAUUGUGCCCGUUUGUCCACCUGGUUCACUGCCUCCUCCUCCAACCUUGCAGACAUCGUCGACAGACCGCUAGGACACCUUGAUGAGGGGGAGGGGUCGCUAGCGUAGUGUCAUCAAUCCCUGACCUGCUGGUAAAUGCAGACAGUUUUUCUUAUUUACUGUUCUCAUGCUGUGUUCAGUGAGUGGAGAGUAAGGCUGCACGGCGACCCCCCCACCUCCAUCUCCUCCUCCUCUCUGCUGGUCAAGCUGUGAUCUAGAUCUAGUCUAGAGAGAUAGGCAGCCUGUUACCCGCUGCUGCAUAGACCAAUGAAUUCAAACACUUUACUGUACAAAGAAGUAACUUGCUUGAACGGAAUAAAUGAACUGGCACAUGCUCAAUUGUAGUGGGUCUGUCAUAUUUAUGGUCUGUGUAAAAAAAAAA
Messenger RNA from Fundulus heteroclitus (mummichog), 1134 nucleotides. RefSeq names its product troponin C type 2 (fast) (gene tnnc2.2). The transcript has 6 exons. Gene Ontology annotation, molecular function: calcium ion binding. NCBI's taxonomy places the organism in Eukaryota, Metazoa, Chordata, Actinopteri, Cyprinodontiformes, Fundulidae. The record is from RefSeq and is a predicted model, not a curated record. Bases 110 to 592 code for a protein of 160 amino acids. Gene Ontology annotation, cellular component: myosin II complex.